CUAAUUCCAGCCACUAUCUAUAACAAAAUAAACUAACUCCUAGCAGGAUUAGGCCUUAGGGUAAAAACCUUAUAUAAGUUAUAUAUAAAUAUUCCUAAACUCUCCAACAAGUUAGUGUAAUUCUACAUCCACAAAACAAUUUUCUGCCCUGGGGAGAGUUUUUCCCUGUUUUUCUUUUCCUUCAACCUAUCAAGAACACCAUGUCAUCAUCCAAUAAUUCUGGUAAGGUAUUAAAGCUGAAGAGCAAGGACAACCAAAUCUUCGAGGUCGAAGAAUCGGUGGCCAUACAAUCGGAGCUCAUCAAGAACAUGGUCGAAGCUGGCUGCGACAUUGGUGUGAUUCCGUUGCUCAUGGUGCAUAGCAAGACCUUAAGGAAUGUAAUAGAAUGGUGUCAAAAACAUGUUGAUUAUGUUGAAGAAAACGACAACGAAUCAAACGAAGAAGAUGUCAAGAAUUGGGAGUCAGAAAUAUGUGAGGAAGAAAACAACAAUGGAUCAGACGCAGAAGAAAUCAGGAAUUGGGAGUCAGAAAUAUGUGAGGAAGAAAACAACAAUGGAUCAGACGAAGAAGAAAUCAGGAAUUGGGAGUCAGAAAUAUGUGAGGAAGAAAACAACAAUGGAUCAGACGAAGAAGAAAUCAGGAAUUGGGAGUCAGAAAUAUGUGAGGAAGAAAACAACGGAUCAGACGAAGAAGAAAUCAAGAAUUGGGAGUCGGAAGAAAACAAUGACGGAUCAGACAAAGAAGAAGUCAAGAAUUGGGAGUCGGAAGACAACAACGCUGGAUCAGACAACGACGAACUCAAGAAUUGGGAGUCGAAAUUUGUGGACAUCGAUAAAGACAGCCUUUAUGAGCUUCUCUUAGCUGCGGACUAUCUCAACAUUGAUAGCUUGCUGGACCGAGUUAUCAAACAAGUGGCGGAUAUGAUUAAAGCAAGCAGGAGUGUUGAGGAAGUUCGUCAAACUUUUGGAAUCAAGAGUGAUUUUACUCCCGAAGAAGAAGAAGAAAUUCGUAAGGAGAUUUCUUGGAUUGAUUAAUUGAUUUAAUCUUGGAAUAGAUAUCAAGAUUUAAUGUUUG
This is a messenger RNA of Theobroma cacao (cacao), 1074 nucleotides long. The record is from RefSeq and is a predicted model, not a curated record. NCBI's taxonomy places the organism in Eukaryota, Viridiplantae, Streptophyta, Magnoliopsida, Malvales, Malvaceae.